GGUUUGUUGUGGUUUGUUCGAUGUGGCCACAGUAUCGGUACAGGAUAGGUAAUGGUGUACCUACAGUGGUUAUGACACUAUAACUUUUGUGUGUACUGAUUUAGCGAGUCGAGUCGUUUGGGAUCGUAGAUGAACAAAGAGCAGUGCGGUUGUGUUGAAACAGAUAUCGGCAACACCAAGAGACGUUGAUUCUUCUUGCAUAUUUUUAGCGUCAAUUGAAUCAGACAAGUGUAUUAAUUUUGAAUACAAAAACUUCUAUUAUUUUUGAUAAUGAGUGACAGUUGGGACAAUUGGGAUAGUAGAUCAUCGUCGAGGAAAUAUGAUCGAAGUUAUGAUCAUAAAAGAGAAAAUAGAAGGGAAAGAGGCAGUCAAUUUUAUAGACGCUCUAAUAGAUCAUUUGGAGAUAAUAAUGAGUAUACAGGAUCAGGUACACAGAAUUAUAAUAAUGUUCCAUAUAGGAAGAAUAAUGAAAUGUCAGACAGUACAAAUGGACUUGUUAUGUACAUUGAUUCCAAUAAUGUUGGAAGACUUAUCGGGAGGGGUGGUAGCAAGAUUAAAGCUCUACAGGAAGAAAGUGGUGCUAUGAUUAAAAUCGACAAACAAUAUAAUGAAAAUGGACAGACUGCUGUGACACUAACCGGUACAGAUGAUACGCAACAACGAGCUAAGAGUUUAAUAGAGGAGUUAUUUACUGAAAGGGGUAAUACACAUUUAAAUGAAAGAAGUAAUAAAUAUGAAAAUGAAUCUGCACAACAAACAACAUCUCAGCCUGAAAAACAAGAAAUUGAUUGGACUACUUUUGAUUGGGGCAAGGCUAAUGAAGAAUAUGAGGAGCGUCAAAAACAGAGAUGGGCGGCUUUGCCUCCUAUUAUAAAAGAUUUUUACAAAGAAGAUCCAACCAUUGCUAAUAUGUCGAAGUCAGUGGUAGCUAAUUUCAGGAAGACUAACAAUAACAUAGAAGUCAGACAUGUUUUUGAGAAUGAAGGAGGUUCCAAUGAAAAUAUGAAAAUACCAAAUCCUGUUCAAACUUUUGAACAAGCUUUCCAUGCGUUUCCAGAUAUCCUUAGGGAAAUACGAAAGCAAAACUUUGAGAAACCAAGUCCUAUACAAUGUCAGGCAUGGCCUAUUCUAUUAAGUGGUCAGGAUCUCAUUGGGAUAGCGCAAACUGGAACAGGAAAAACUCUUGCUUUUUUAUUGCCUGCCUUGAUUCACAUUGAUGGGCAAAUAACUCCACGUGAAGAGCGUUCUGGGCCAAAUGUUCUUGUUAUGGCUCCGACGAGAGAAUUGGCAUUGCAGAUUGAAAAGGAAGUAGGAAAAUACUCUUACCAUGGCAUUAAAGCGGUAUGCGUAUACGGUGGCGGAAAUCGUAAAGCACAAAUAGACACUGUGACAAAAGGUGUGCAAAUUGUAAUUGCAACCCCUGGAAGAUUAAACGAUUUGGUUCAAGCAAAUGUAUUAGAUGUGUCGGCUGUGACGUAUCUUAUACUCGAUGAAGCAGAUCGUAUGCUGGACAUGGGUUUCGAACCUCAAAUUCGUAAGACUCUUCUAGGUGUACGACCGGACAGACAAACUGUCAUGACAAGCGCUACAUGGCCUCAGGGUGUAAGACGUUUAGCCCAGUCAUACAUGAAAAAUCCAAUUCAAGUGUUUGUUGGAUCACUUGACUUAGCAGCUGUUCACUCUGUAACACAAAGAAUUUACAUGAUUAAUGAAGAUGAAAAAACAGAUAUGAUGCAUCAGUUCUUCCAAGAAAUGGGACCUCACGACAAGGUCAUAAUAUUUUUCGGUAAGAAAUCAAAGGUGGAUGAUAUUUCUAGUGAUCUGGCAUUAAUGAAUGUCGAUUGUCAGAGUAUUCACGGCGAUAGAGAUCAAGUAGAUAGAGAACAAGCGUUAGAAGAUUUGAAGACUGGAGCUGUUCAGAUCCUUCUCGCGACUGACGUGGCUAGUCGAGGAAUCGAUAUUGAAGACAUUACACAUGUACUGAAUUAUGACUUCCCACGGGAUAUAGAGGAAUACGUUCACCGAGUCGGUCGUACUGGACGCGCAGGCCGAACAGGUGAAAGUAUCACUUUUAUGACAAGACAUGACUGGCACCAUGCAAAAGCACUCAUUGAUAUCCUCGAAGAGGCUAACCAGGAAGUACCUGAGGAAGUAUACAAAAUGGCUGAAAGAUAUGAUGCAUGGAAAAAGAAAAAGGAACAAGAAGAUUCAUACGCAAGAGGCAACAGAAAUAGUGGAGGCGGUAGACGCGGCUUUCGUAGGAUGUAAAAUGAUUAAUUAAUCAUGCGCUAGGACUUAGAUUACAUGUGUUUAAGAUAAUCAGUACCAGAUUUUACACACAUUGUGAUAUUAUUUUUAGUCCAUAAAGAUUAAUUUCAUAAAA
This is a messenger RNA of Cyphomyrmex costatus, 2383 nucleotides long. Its product is annotated as probable ATP-dependent RNA helicase DDX43. The record is from RefSeq and is a predicted model, not a curated record. Lineage: Eukaryota; Metazoa; Arthropoda; Insecta; Hymenoptera; Formicidae. The coding region runs from base 271 to 2268 and encodes 665 amino acids. Gene Ontology annotation, molecular function: RNA helicase activity; RNA binding; ATP binding. The transcript is spliced from 11 exons.